Messenger RNA from Mycena citricolor, 675 nucleotides. The record is from the annotation of a GenBank genome assembly. NCBI's taxonomy places the organism in Eukaryota, Fungi, Basidiomycota, Agaricomycetes, Agaricales, Mycenaceae.
UUUGUGACCAGGAUAAGUAUGAUUGAUUAAGCAGUGUCGGUCUAGUGUACAAUUGCCCCAAAGCACUCCCCAAAAACCCAGUCGACUCAGUCGCUCUCAUUUGGACGAGAGAGCUCCUCCUCGAGGACCUGGGUUAUGUUCCGGAUAGGUUCGCCGCGGAUGACUCGCUUCACCUCGUCCGAGUCCAGAGUCUCGUGUUCGACAAGGGCGUGGGCCAACUACGGAUCUUGUGUCAGAAGAGAAGACAGCUUGCAAAGGCAAUACGCACCCGAUGAAGCUCGUCUAGCCGCGUAGUCAGAAUCGUAGUCGCCCGGGUUCGGCCGCCUUUGAUGAGGCUGGGAGAUAACCGUGAGCUCAUCCGGCCAAUUAAAAUUUGCCGACUCACUUGGUCACUUCUUCUUCGAUCUCGUCCUUCAAUUUACUGCUGAGAGUACCAUCUCGCGGAUCAUAGUACACUGGCCCCAAUUUUGAGAAACCCCAUUGCUGGAAAAGCGUGAGCCGCCGCAUGGACGACAGAGAUUGAUGACGCACAGUGACCAUGGACCGUGCGGUGUCCGUGGCAUUUCUGAUGUCAGAGCUGGCGCCACUGGUGAUGUUCUGCUCGCCAUAUACUUGAGGAAGGUCAGGAGACUAAUGAUGGAGCAUGCGCAAUCUGACCGACGUUCGAUCUUCUUC